Molecule: messenger RNA, 696 nt
Organism: Epithele typhae
Lineage: Eukaryota; Fungi; Basidiomycota; Agaricomycetes; Polyporales; Epitheliaceae
Exons: 3
Coding region: 1-696 (231 amino acids)
Source: RefSeq, a predicted model, not a curated record
AUGAGUCUGAGACCGCGCAUUGCCUGCGGCUUCUGUUGUAUUCCCUGCAGGCUGCGCGGCGCGGACGGAAAAAUCGUGCUCCGCGGAAGGGUUCGAGACGUCUUCUCUGGUGCAACGUACGGACGUGAGACUUGUCCGCUUCGUGGCGAGCUCGGCGCAUGCAUGCGCAGGCUCCCGACGGCUUGCUGGAUCGCUCGCGGGCCGGGCAUUCUUCGGCGCGCGCGCGAGUUUGGGUUGGCCAUAGGUCCGUUCUGGACGGCGGCGGCUGGUGUUCGGGGCGGGAUAGCGCAGAGCAGCGGGCUCGACGGUGAUAAAUUGAAACACGAGGAAAGCGCGGAGCAGAUGGAGAAGGACGACGGACGGCCGCGGGCUGAGGCGCGCCGCGCACCGCAGAUGCACCACGAUAUCAGACGAAGAUUGCACGUCGGCCCCGCGCGCGCGCGCGCGAAUCCGGACUCGAAACGGGACUGCGAACUGUCCGCGCCUCCUUCCGUGCGCUGGGCGCGGCCGCUGGGGCGAUGGUCCAUCAUUGAUUUCUCCGCUGAGCCUGGGGGCGCGCACAAAUCCAUUCAGUCGCAGGCGGCGAGCGCGUCCGGGGGGGCGGAUGGCAUCUGCAUCUGCGGCGGGCUCGGGGCGCCUGCGUCGCUGUGUUCGUCGAGUUCGCAACUGGGCCGUCCCUGGGCGGGCAGCGUGUAA